This is a messenger RNA of Ruditapes philippinarum (Manila clam), 5941 nucleotides long. RefSeq lists its product as uncharacterized. Bases 113 to 5941 code for a protein of 1942 amino acids. Gene Ontology annotation, biological process: germ-line stem cell division; transposable element silencing. The transcript is spliced from 47 exons. Gene Ontology annotation, molecular function: nucleic acid binding; ATP binding. NCBI's taxonomy places the organism in Eukaryota, Metazoa, Mollusca, Bivalvia, Venerida, Veneridae. The record is from RefSeq and is a predicted model, not a curated record.
GAUUUGAAAAGAAACAACACUGAAGUUAAUGACAGAUCCCGUUCAGAAAAUGUGGGCAAACUGUGCGAAACAAAUUGCGUGUUUUAUGCGUCCAUGAGGUGAAUAUUUGAAAAUGAAUGAUGAACUUGUAUUAGAGAGAGUAAAGGUUGAUUGCCAUGGAGGUAUAUCAGGAAAGGUACGGACAGAUGAUGAUGCCUAUGAUACACUGCUGGCAGAAAUGCAGGAACACUUUACCAAUGACCAGGUGGUGUCUGUCAUGUCCUAUAAUCCUAGAGUCGGUGAACUGUGUGCAGGUAUACUAAAAAACCAUUGGUACAGAGUGAAAGUAAUCAGUAAACUUAGCGGAGGCAGACAUGGUUAUAUUGUUGCGUGCCGUUUUGUGGAUGAAGGACUAGAAAGUACCAUUCCAAUAUCAGGGUUGAAACACCUACCUCCUAAGUAUUGUGAACUGGCAUUCCAAGUGAAGAAUGUACAUCUGCAUGAUAUUCAACCUUAUUCUAUGAAGAUUUCACCAGAAGAUUUAAGUGUUUACCAAGGACCAAAGAGAUUCUGGGACGAGGCAGCAGUAAAGUAUAUCAGUGACAACAUUGAAGCUGCUACAGAGGUUAGAUGCAGCGUUAUGGAGACAUAUUUAGACGGCACUCUGUCUGUACGAAUGUUCCUUGGAACACGACGUGGCGGACUCAUCUGCUUGAAUGAAUUACUUGUGACAGAAAAUUAUGCCACAUGGACUGAUAGACAAGAAGAAAAGCAAAGCGUCGGCCCCCAGACAGCUGAAAGUCUUACUGCAGAUAUUCAGAGAGUGUUCCGAAAGAGACAAAAUUCAAAUAGACAGAUAACCAAUGAAAUGACACGUAAAUCAGAUACUGAAUAUGCAAGUAGAACAUCUUUUCCUGAUGAGAGAGGGGAUUUUAGCGAUAGAUUAAGUGACUAUCAUGACCGGUUCAGCGAAUAUAACGACCGGUACAGUGAUUAUAAUGAUAAUCAGGGUAUAUCUGCAAUCUCCCAUAGAAGGUUUCAUCGUACACCUAAAAAAACAUUGACUGAUUUGGACCAAGAAAGUGACCUUAAAAGGAUAGGAUUAAGCAAGAGUCGGAAUGGUUUAAACGGUUUCUCCAACACACAUGUGGCUAUUGAUAGCCAGACAGAUGAUUCUGAGAAACAAGUUCAGGUAGGAAAUUCAUAUGUUAAAGACGUGUCAGACAGUGAUGUUACCUCAACAAGACUCCAGCAGCAGAUGCCUUCAUGCAUAAGUCCUGUCAACCAGUCUCAACACAAGUGUCCUAGAACCAUAGACUCGACUGAUUCUCAUCAUAUUCUCCAAACCCAAUCCACAAACUUGACUGGAUCCAGAUCAAAUGUAGACAACCAGUCACAUAUUAGACAAUCUAUUUCUUCAGAUUUGACUGGUUCGCGAUCAAGUUUGAUUAACCAAUUAGAAACAAGACAGACUGUAUCCAGUGAUCAGACUGGUUCUGUAAAUACCAGUAAUGAUCAAAAGAAAACCAGUCCAAAUAAAUUACAAAUGUUUCUGUCAAGUGUGUCUGGUGAAAAUAGCCAAAAGCAGACGACAGAUAGACUGAUGAAUAAUUUGUCAUUGAAAGAAUCAAAACCUGCUGUAAUUGAUAGUGCCAUGGUUACAAAAAGAUUUGAAGACAAUUCUGUACAUACUGCUGCCUUUACCGAGGCCAGAUCUAAAAUGAUUGGUGAGAUGGCAGGAAAAAGAAUUUUAACAAAUCUAACUCAAGGUUCUACAAGAAGUACAACAAGAACAACUUCACAGGAAUCUGGAUUUGUGACAAUGUGUCAUGAAGUUUUGGUACAUGGCAGCCGUCCACCGAGGCCAGUAUAUAAACUGAAGUCUGCUAGAUUCACAGAACAUGUGGAAAUGGCAUUCAGUGCAAGGCGAUAUCCCGAUUUAAAACUUUCUCAGGCGUAUUCCUGGCCAGCGAUUACCCGAGGUCAUCAUGUGAUAACAGUGUCUCCCCCUGGUGGCGGGAAAACAUUAGCAUACUUGUGUCCACUGAUCUCAGCCCUGUCUGAUGCCAAAGUCUACCAUCAGGUUGAUAGGAAUGGAAAAGGGCCAUUUGUGAUAGUGUUGUCAUUUACAUGGAGUCGAGCUAAGAAGGUAUAUUCCGAGGCACGUUCCUUGAUAGGAGGUCGUCAGGACAUGAAGGUGAUCCUCGUUCAUGGUGGGGCACAGUUAGAGGAACAGAAAGCUUGUGAAUUGUUAAAUGGUUGUGAAAUAUUGGUGGCCACUCCCCCAAGUUUGACUAGAAUUCUGGAGGCAGGGUAUACAGACUUGCGUAGAUUAUGUCAUCUGGUAGUUGAUGAUGCUGACCAAACGUUGAAGAAUUUCAACAAAGAUAUUGGCAACUUAAUCAAAACGUACCACCUAGUUAUCAAGAAUGAGAUGAAGAAUUUAGGAUGCCCACGACAGAUCUUAUGUUUUGGAGCACAGUGGAAUCAGGCUACCAAUGAGUUUAUGCUUAACAAUCUGAACGAACCCGUGUUGAUUAUCACAUCUCCGUUUGAGGCGGCAAUUUACGGCCAAGUUAAACAGAUUACACAUAUGUGUAGGAAAGCAGAAAGACUGAAGGAAGUACUGGGUAUACUAGAAAACCUGCCAGAUGACUCAAGUCAUCCAGUCAUCAUUUUUGCCUCAAAUAAACGAGACAUUCUGAUGUUAUAUAAGACAUUGAACACAAGUUCUCGUUUCUGUCUGAUGGUACAUGAAGAUAUGGACACGUUCGAAGUGGAAAAAAUUGCUGACCAGUGGCCUGUACCCCUACUAGUAUGUUGGGAUGAGCAUACAGCUAAACUAGGAAUUACGAAUGCUACAUCUGUAAUCCACUAUGACAUGCCACCGUCCAAGACAAAGUUCAGUAACAGAUUAUGUUGUAUGAGACAAUACUUCCAUGACUUCUCCAAGACAGAACAGUCAACCAUUAAGCCAACUUCACAUAUGAUUAUAACAGAGGAUUGUGAUAGACAGUUAAGAAGUUUAAAUGAUUUACUAGUGAGAUUAGACUGUGAACGACCAGCUGAGCUGAAACAAUUUAUGGCUGGGCUAUUAGAGCAAAGAGAAGAAGAUGAAGAUAGGGAGCUAUGUACACAGACACUGGCUUUUGGAACAUGCAGAGAUACAACACGAUGUAGCUGUAGACACAGGGUUAUUCCAGAAUCUGACAACAUGCCCGAAUCUGACUGGCUGCCAAAUGAAGGCGAAGUCAAGGUGUUAGUGACACAUGUAGUGGAUGCCAGCCAUUUUUAUGUACGUCUGUUGGCAGUAAAGCGUGAUGGGAAAACUGUAUAUGAGGAUCUGUCAUUGAAGUUUACAAAGAUGCAGAUGGAGUUAUCCAUGUGGUACAGUAAUCUUAAACACAAGAAAAGAUAUGCACCAAAUAUUACUGAAGAAUCUGGAUACACUAUAGGCGAGGUGUGUGGGUAUGAGGAAAAUGAAGUGUUUUACAGAGUACAGAUAUUUGAUGUACAUAAAGAAUUAGAACAUGAGGCAGUUCCUGUGAUAAAAGCUUGGGUGAAAUUUGUAGACAGUGGAAGAAUGGAGAAAAUACCUGCUUAUAAGUUGUAUGUGUUACCCAAAGAUCUGCGGAACCUCCCAUUCCAGGCUGUUGAGGUGUUUGUUUGUAAAGUGAGACCUGUUGAUAAAGAUAUUGAAUGGACUAACAAGGCAAAUAUGUUUAUCAGUGAAGCAUUGAUAGGGAAGGAGUUGGUAGGCAGUGUAUUGUUACGUAUAGGCUACAUUCUGUGGCUAGAUCCACUACUGUCACGUAAAUACCUACCUAUAACACAGGCUGUGUCACAUCUGUUCUACGUACAUGAAGAACUUAUCAGAAAUGGCUUUGCAAAUGAAAAUAAAAAUCAUCUACAAAAGUUGUACAAGUUAUGUGAAGGAAAGAUUAAUAUACCUAAAGCUCUGCUCAGGAAAACCAAAAUGAGCGCUAUACUGGACACAGAUGUACUGCCAGCAUGUGCCACAAGAACAAGUCAUGACAUACAUGUAUCUUCCGUCCUCUCUCCUGAUCUCUUCUUUGUCCAGCGUAAAGAAAAACUGGAAGAGCUAGAAGAGUUAAUGACAGAAAUCAAUGAGUUUGUGGACCAGAAUGAUAUUUAUGUUGAUAUAGGGCAGGAACUUACACGCGGCAAAUACUGUCUCGCACAGUACACAAACUUUGAUCAAAGAUGGUAUCGUGGACAAAUCCUUGAGGUUGAGGCCAAUCAGUUCAAGGUAUUCUUCGCUGAUUACGGUGACAGUGACAUUGUACCGAAAGAUAAGGUGCGGGAAUUACCGGUGGAUAAAUUUUAUGAACUACCGCUACAAGCUAUAGAAUGUAAACUGUAUGGUAUCAAACCUGUAGAUGAAGAAUGGUCGGAAACUGUUGGUAAUGUGUUAUGGGACCUGACCCAUUAUGUGAACUUUGACCUUCGUGUACUGAAUGCUGUUGUAAAGGGAAAGGAACCAGCCAGAUACGCAGGACGAAACAAGUUUGUGAUAGAGCUAGGAACAGUGUCAAGGUCAUGUGACCUAAAUAUUGCCCAGGAGUUGUCAUGGCAACAGCUUGCUGUUUUAGAUGAGGGCAGUGAAAUGGAACCACUGUUUCCUAAACCAUCAAGACUGAGGAUGAAGAUGUAUGGUUCCCUGCUUGAGAAAAUACCAGACUUGUGCUGCUCUCUCUACUGGGAAACAAAUGAAGAACUGGCUAAGAAGACCUGUAAGGAAAUAUGCGGAAUUGUUUCAUCAUCAUUGAACAGCACCACAAGUUCUGUUUCUGUUGUAAAGUGUAUUUCAAGUCUGGUAAAGUUACUGGGUCGUAUCAAAUGGGAGACUUGUCAUGGUGAUAUACUACAGUGUAUAUUAUGCUUCGCUCAGCAUAGUGAAAUGGUAUGUGAUGAGUUGAUAGAUGUCAAAUGUGUCCCAUGUAUCAUCAGAUGUCUUGAAAUGAAUUCCAACUGUACAUAUCAACAACAGGCUGCAGAUUUUAUUGCCCAGAUUUCAGAUAUUUCAUCCAGACUGAAGACUUACUUUAUGUUGAAGGAGAACUUACAAGUGUUGUUCGAGCUGUUAACAUCCACAGAGUCUGAACUGGUACAAGGUGCAGCAUGUAGGGGACUUGCAGCUCUCUGUAAAGGGUCAGAAAGGGUAUAUGAGAAUCUAAUGGAGAAGUCAAUUUGUCAGAAAUUGUUGAAAUGUUUGUUGCACACAUCAGAACAUGAUGUAGCUGAAGGUGUUCUUACAUUGAUAGCAACUCUUGCUGAACAUGACAGCGGACAUGAGGACUUGAAGAAAGAAUCUCUGAUAGAAGCUAUAGUGAAGAAUCUCAGUAAAACUGACUGUGAUAAGUGUAUCCAGUAUUCCGUACAGCAGUGUGAUUAUUUCUCUUCAACAAGGAGAAAACAUAAAACAUUCCUGUUAGAACAACAGAUGGUUCCUAUACUUACUAGAAUAUUACAGUUAGAAUUGAAAUCAACAACCAAGCAGUUAUGUAAAGAUCUUCUAACAUCACUGGUCAUCAAAGUUCCAUCAGAACCUUUACGUGGUACAGCAAUCCGGUCUGAUAACCAAACCCUCGUCUCUGAUAGCGUCCCGCCAGAAGUGAAAUGGUCACAGAAUACAUUCCGUGUCAUACUUAAGGUUACAGUUAGUAAUGUAUCGGGAACCCCACGUGACAUCGUAUCAUUUACAGAUCACUCUGUCAAAUUCAGGGCUGUUGUGGAUGGACUAUGUUACGCAUUUAAGUAUAGACUGUUUGACAAUAUAAUAGUUGAGAAGAGUACAGUAGAAGUGGGUUCUAAUGUUGUCGCAAUCUCAAUGAAGAAAUUAAGAGAGGGAAAAUGGAGCAGACUUCUGUUUGACAAAGUGAAGGUAAGUUUAUAUAGAUGUGAUAUUAGUGUCACCUUGACAACUGAUGGUGGAGAUUGA